AUGUAUUUGCAAGCUUCGAUUGCGGCCGUGCUCUUGGCCAUACCGGCAGUGCAAGCAAACCUGAACCAGCUGGCACAAGCUGCUGGCAAGUUAUAUUUUGGCUCAGCAACUGAUAACCCCGAGUUAUCUGACUCUGCUUAUGUCGCUAUCUUGUCGAACAAGAACGAGUUCGGCCAGAUAACGACAGGCAACACUCAAAAGUGGCAAUACACAGAACCAACCCAAAACUCCUACAGCUACACGCAGGGAGAUGUCGUCACGAGUUUUGCGGCCUCGAACGGGCAAAUACUGCGGUGCCACACGUUAGUCUGGCACAAUCAGCUGCCGAGCUGGGUCUCUUCCGGCACCUGGACAAACAGCACUCUCACAGCCGUCAUCCAAGCCCACAUCUCCAGUGAGGUGAGCCACUAUAAGGGCAAAUGCUAUGCCUGGGAUGUUGUGAACGAGGCCCUUAACGAUGACGGUACCUGGAGGGCCAGCGUAUUUUACAACACGAUGGGAACUUCGUAUUUCCCGGUAGCCUUUGCUGCUGCUGCCGCUUCCGACCCGGCUGCAAAGCUCUAUUACAAUGACUACAACAUUGAAUCCUCCGGAGCGAAAGCCACGGCCGCUGUCAACUUGAUCAAGGUCAUCCAGGCCGCGGGAGCAAAAAUAGACGGAGUGGGCUUGCAGGGCCACUUCAUCGUGGGCUCCACCCCCAGCGCAUCCUCUCUCGCGAGCCAGCUCAACACCUAUGUCGCCCUCGGCCUCGAGGUAGCAUAUACAGAGGUUGACGUUAGGUUUUCGAGCCUUCCCUCGACGGCAUCGGGCCUCGCGCAGCAAGCAACUGAUUAUGGCUCUGUUGUAAGCGCCUGUCUUGCUGUCAGCAAGUGUGUCGGAAUAACAGUUUGGGACUUCACAGACAAAUACAGUUGGGUACCUGGCACGUUCUCGGGGCAGGGUGAUGCCUGCCUGUAUUGGUCCAAUCUAACCACGAAGCCGGCGUACGACAAUGUGCAGAAGUUGCUGGCAGCGGCCGCGGGGACACCUUGUGGUGGUCUUGGUUGGACUGGUCCCACAGUCUGCGCAGCACCGUAUACUUGUACUAUUUCAAACCCUUACUAUUCCCAAUGUUUAUAG
Diaporthe batatas is the source of this 1119-nucleotide messenger RNA. RefSeq lists its product as uncharacterized. Gene Ontology annotation, biological process: carbohydrate metabolic process. The record is from RefSeq and is a predicted model, not a curated record. Gene Ontology annotation, cellular component: extracellular region. Gene Ontology annotation, molecular function: cellulose binding; hydrolase activity, hydrolyzing O-glycosyl compounds. NCBI's taxonomy places the organism in Eukaryota, Fungi, Ascomycota, Sordariomycetes, Diaporthales, Diaporthaceae. The coding region runs from base 1 to 1119 and encodes 372 amino acids. The transcript is spliced from 6 exons.